Molecule: messenger RNA, 1141 nt
Organism: Apis florea (little honeybee)
Lineage: Eukaryota; Metazoa; Arthropoda; Insecta; Hymenoptera; Apidae
Product: leucine-rich repeat-containing protein 51
Molecular function (GO): protein binding
Source: RefSeq, a predicted model, not a curated record
AUAUUUUGUCCAUAUUUAGAAAAAUUAUGGAAAUAGGAAUUUUAGAUGAAAAAUAAAAAUUUUAAUUAUAAUAUUUAGAAUUGACAAUUAAUUUUAAGUAAACUUUUUAUAUAUAUUCUCAAUAUUAAUAUUGAAGUAAUUUCUUCGACAUUUGACAAAUCUUUAUCUUUCAAAUAUUAAAAUGGAGAGUAUUAUUCGUUAUGAAAAACCAUAUUCUGAUUAUAAACGAACUGAACAACAAGAAAUGUUAAUAGCAGCUCCAUUGGAUUUAUCAUUUAAAAGAGCAACCACAAUGAAUGAAUUGGCAAAUAAACGUCCACAAUCAGUACGAACGGGUAAAAUUCCAUUGCGAACAUCUGCAGAUCGUUUCGUAACAUGUUCUUUAUGGUUAAGCAAUAAUUUAUUGACUUCAAUGGACGGAUUUGAAACUCUUGUACAAAAAGUUCUCGAUGAUCCAGAGCAUCUUAGUUGGAUCGAUCUUUCUUUUAAUAAGAUAAAAGAAAUUGGAGAUGAUAUUGUAAAAUUUCCGAAUAUAAAAAUAUUUUAUUUGCAUGGAAACAAUAUUUCGAAUAUUAAUGAUAUUGUUAAAUUGAAAAAGUUACAAACUCUUAGAUCUUUAACGUUACAUGGAAAUCCCAUUGAAAACCUUCCAUAUUAUAGAGGAUAUGUUGUUCAUACUUUACCACAAUUAACAGCAUUAGACUUUUCAGCAGUAUUAUCUACUGAGAGGAAAAAGGCAGCACCUGCUGGAUUUUAUAAAAUAAUAUAUGGUAAUACAUGAAUAUAAAAUUUUAUUUUCAAGUUUUGUAUUAAAUACACGCUUUCUUUUAAGUAUCAUUACUUGUAAUAUUUUUUCAAGAAUGUACCAUUUAUUUUGAGGUACUUUGACUCAACAUUCUUAGAAAUAAUUUAUUUCAAAUCUACUGUUAUAUCAUUGUUAAAUUAACUCAAGAUAUGUACCAUACAGUAGAAAUUAUUUGUUCUAUUUAAAUGUAUAUUAAUUAACAGAGAUAAAAAAGGCCCCAUAUUAUAUUACAAAUUGAAUGUGACAGCCCAUGUGUUCGCAGUAAUUUUUCUUUUUUGCAAUAUCUAUAUGUAUAAUGAUUUUUUGUACAUUAAAUAAUUCAAUGUCGUCUGUGUU